CAUUGGCAUUCCUCCUAAGCGCGAGGUAUUGGCUCUUCAAGCAGACGCUUCAGAGCAACAGCACUCACAUUCUACUAGGUAUUUCUCGGAUUACCCACAUCCGAUCCGACUCAGGGUUCUCUUCAAGGACGUCUACUUUAACCAAGGCCCCGCCAACGUAGCUGCGCUCUUCAGAAACAAGACCCUCUCCGGUUUCUUCAUGCAUUCCGAGAUCUUAUAUUCCUGCUUCGGCUUGUCUCGGCAGGCAUUGAAGGCCUAUAAGCGGGAUGACUCCGGCCCAUACGCCAACCCGUACCCAGGGACUAACGUCGAGGCGAGGAACCGUCUAGAGUAUCGGACUUUUAUUUCACACCAUCAGUUUCUCAUUGGCUCCGGCUUCGCGCCUCUCUGCAAGCGAUUCGAAAAGAGUAUAGCUAGCCACUUUAACGCUUUCCGGUCGGGGAUCUCUGGGGAUUGGGUCCACGGAGAGGACUUUAUGCAUGUCUUCAAGCACACGCUCCUUGCGCCUGCCCUCAUCGAUUCCGUCGUUGGGCCCGCUCUGCUUGAGCGCGACCCGGACUUCUUGGCCAACUUCUGGACCAUCGAUGACAACGUCUGGAGUCUCACGAGUAGGCUACCUAAGUUCCUCAUACCGAAGCCGCAUGUAGCACUGAAUAAAUGCCUCGCCGCGGUCAAGGAGUGGCAUGCUUGGGCUAAGGAGCACUCCGAUCCCACGGCGACAACUGUCGAUUCUGGUGAAGACGAUGCCUACUGGGGCUCGAAGUUCGUCCGAGAGAGGCAGGUUUUGUUCUCAACCAUAGAUGGGCAGAAUCAGGAUACCAUCGCAUCCCAAGAUCUGGGGUUUCUAUGGGGGAGCAACCACAACACCGUCACCUCCGCAUUCUGGCUCUUCGCAGACGUUUUCCUCAGACCAGAACUCCUACAGCGCAUCCGAAAAGAGGCCGGAUCGUGCCAGAUCGAAAGUCCAGAGCGCGGCCUACCAAAGUUCGACAUGGAGCGCCUGCAGCGCCAGCCCUACGCUCAAGCCGUCUACGCCGAGACGCUCAGACUGCGCACCCACGGCGUAAUCCUACGCCAACCCUCACAGGACCUCCAAUUAAACGAAUGGUCCAUCCCCAAAGGCAGCCCCGUCGUCACUAGCUCCACGACCGCGCACAUGAACGCCGCCGUGUGGUCCGCUCCACAGCGCGGUUCGCGUCCCGCAACCGAGUUCUACCCUGAGCGAUUCUUCCUUCCCAAAAGCGAGAGCGCGGAGCCCGAGUUCUCCAUGUCCGGCACUGAUGGCUCAUGGGUGCCCUUCGGCGGCGGCGUGCAUGCAUGCCCUGGGCGUCGCUUCGUCAAAUACGAGACCAUCCUCACACUCGCUAUCCUCGUCACCGUGUUUGAUAUUGAAAUCCUUGCCAGCAGGAAGGAUCUGGAGAUGAGCGAGCGGAGAUUUGGGUUUGGAGUGUUGGAGCCUAGGGGCAGAGUGCCGUUCAGGAUUCGGGCUCGUGCUAGCGUGUAGAUGGGCGGUCUCGGACGGAGAGUAUUCCGCUUGUAAUGAUUUGCUGGGUAUUCUUGAUUGAUGAAAGUGGCUAGGGUCGCUCAUCCGGGCGGGCCAAGGGGCCCACGGCAUCCGCGUCUUUUCUUUUACUGUUGAUGAAAGACCAAACGCCGAGGAGAGGGCGGGAGAUUCCUUCUACAUGAGUAGCCGUCUAUGGCGGCACAGUUCGGUACUCAUAGCUUUUUCUGCGUUAGGGAAGAGUCAUCCUUAGGAAGCGGCUGAAGUAACUGGACUGGAUGGAGAGCGAGAGGGCUCCAGGGGGCUUCUCUCGAUGAAUCGCAGGGCGAUUCGCAAGGACCAGCGAAUUUCCAUUAGCAGCGCUCUAUCAUUCACCUAAUGCAGUCUGCUUCUAUUCGAGCAAGUAUGAGUGGCACCC
Trematosphaeria pertusa is the source of this 1919-nucleotide messenger RNA. RefSeq names its product cytochrome P450. Bases 200 to 1504 code for a protein of 434 amino acids. NCBI's taxonomy places the organism in Eukaryota, Fungi, Ascomycota, Dothideomycetes, Pleosporales, Trematosphaeriaceae. The record is from RefSeq and is a predicted model, not a curated record. Gene Ontology annotation, molecular function: oxidoreductase activity, acting on paired donors, with incorporation or reduction of molecular oxygen; steroid hydroxylase activity; heme binding. The transcript has 2 exons.